Rhododendron vialii is the source of this 2682-nucleotide messenger RNA. Its product is annotated as MAP3K epsilon protein kinase 1-like. The transcript has a single exon. The coding region runs from base 456 to 2342 and encodes 628 amino acids. NCBI's taxonomy places the organism in Eukaryota, Viridiplantae, Streptophyta, Magnoliopsida, Ericales, Ericaceae. Gene Ontology annotation, molecular function: protein kinase activity; ATP binding. The record is from RefSeq and is a predicted model, not a curated record. Gene Ontology annotation, biological process: protein phosphorylation.
GAUAUUCGCAACUGUAAUGAACGUGUAAUAUUUAGGCAGAAAAACUUCCUUAUGGACCUUUCCAUAAAGAAAGAUUUACGGAGCCCAAUCGCACGCGUUUAAAGUGUUUUUGGACAGUCAAAAUUAAAAACGAAUCUCAACUAUGAAUUGUGCGAAUGGACGGCUAUGAUUGCGCUGCACGGAGCCUUCGUGAAUAAGUUUCUCUCAUGUUUAGGUAUUUGUACUUGGUAAGCAAGCAAAAAAAGGAAAUACUGUAAAUAAACUUAAUUGGAGCGCAAGCAAACCCAAUCCCACUAUAUGAAUCAUGACGGCCUGCAAACCCAGUCCAGAUGAGCAAAUUUAUGCGGCAACUAGGGUAAGCAGUCAGGAGAAAAACAGAGAGCAAAAUAUUCGAGAGAGAGAAAGAGACUGUCUGUGUGAGAGUUUCCAUUGAAAAAAAAAAAUAGUGAUCGAUCAUGGCUGAACAAGAAGACGAUACCACGGAGCCGAGGUUCGUGAGUGAAGAAGAGGAUAUUGAUCCGUCCAUGUGUAGUUUCUUCGUGAGCGAACAUGGCAAGUCCAAACCCGACAUGUGUUUUUCAUCAGAAGCAGCAUUGGAAUAUCAACAUGCCCAAGUACUUGACAACAUGAAAUACGAUGUCGAUGGAUUAACGUGGCGUAGAGGUGAUUUGAUUGGAACAGGCGCAUUCGGGUCUGUCUAUUUGGCUACUCUCAAGAAACCCGAAUCGCAGCAGCAGCAGCUUGGUCCCUUUCCGCCGAAGAUGGCAGUGAAGUCGGCUGAACUCUUCGAUUCGGGUUCGCUUCAAAUGGAGAAGCAGGUUAUGAGCAUUCUUCAUAGACAUAACGAGUGCCCUUACGUUAUCAAGUGCUUUGGAGAUGAGUAUACCACCAGCGAGAACGGCGAGAACGUGUAUAAUCUUUUGUUAGAAUACGCUUCAGGUGGUUCCCUACGUGAUCUGAUCAGGAAAUCACGUGGUUCCGGGUUGCCAGAGUCCGAUGUGAGGCUUUACACGCACUCAAUUCUUCUUGGAAUCAAACAUGUUCAUGAUUGCGGUUUACUUCACCUUGACAUAAAGCCGGAUAACAUCUUACUUUUUCCUUGCGCUUCACGUACUACUGGUUCCACUAAGUUUAUGGCUAAAAUCUGUGAUUUUGGUCUAGCGAAAAAGGCGAAUCAGGGGAAGUCUGCUGUGAGAGGAACUGUCAUGUAUCUUUCGCCGGAGGCUGUGACUGAUUGCAUACAAGAGGCUCCCUCUGAUGUUUGGGCCAUUGGUUGUGUUGUCCUCGAGUUGCUAACUGCGAAGCAAGUUUGGGUGAGGAAAGCAUAUUGGAGCACUGAUGAAUUUGUCCACAAGAUUGGUCACGUGUUCGGAACGCCUGAAAUUCCAAGUGGGAUAUCAGAGGAAGGGAAAGAGUUCUUGAAGGGUUGUUUUCAGAGGAGGGCUGCGGAUAGAUUGACAGUUGAGAUGUUGCUGAAACUUCCCUUUGUUUCGAAUUUGGAUGACCGAGGAAAUAUUGAAAUCGAAGCUGAAGAGUCAGAACCAGUGCAGGUUAUGGAUGAGAAUUAUGAUGAAGAGCGUGAGGAGAAUUUGGACACUCAAAUGCCCAAGAAUAGCGAGAUAGUGCCAAACAUUGAGAUUGAAAAUGAUCCGUUCAUGUUUUCUAGCGAUACAAAGCCGAGGCUUGUGGCUGAAGAGGAUCCCUCCAUGUGCUCUAGCGAUUUUGAGCCUAGCAUUGAGGUUUAUUUUGAUGAGGAUGCCGAAGUUGAGCCUAUUGAAGACGAAGAGGAAGGGAGCCCUAGGCACGACGACUCUAACAUGAUUGAGCCAAUAUUGGAAGAUGAGCCAAGCGUUGUAUAUCUAGGGACUGUGACAAAUCAUGAGAAACGGAGCCCCUCGAGUGACGAGACAAUCCACAACUGCAAUCCGUCCAUGUGUUCUAGCGAUACAAAGCUGAGGCUUGUGGCUGAAGAGGAUCCCUCCAUGUGCUCUAGCGAUGAAGAGCCUAGCAUUGAGGUUUAUUUUGAUGAGGAUGUCGAAGUUGAGCCUAUUGAAGAUGAAGAGGAAGGGAGCCCUAGGCACGACGACUCUAACUUGAUCUUGAUCGAGCCAAUAUUGGAAGAUGAGCCCAGCGUUGUAUACCUAGGGACUGUGACAAAUCAUGAGAAACGGAGCCCCUCAAGUGACGAGACAAUCCAAAACCACAAAAGGAGGAAACUGAUGUCGAGUCCUGAUGCAGAUAGUGAUGAAGGAAAAUUUUGGUUCUGCUCAUCAAUGCCGCAAUUUCCGGUGAAUGUAAUACCACCGGAGCCAUAUGCAACUGCCCUUUUUGCAGCAUUUUAAUGGAGAGUUUUAGUAUCACAUACUUUAGCCCGGUAUUGUCUUCCGAAAUUGGAUGGAUACAAAUCUUUCAAGGGUAAAUGGUUUGAUUGUCUGUUUGUUGUUCUUAUUUAUGAGAUUUGAACCAAGGCAUUUCUCUUUUAGUAUAUAUCUAUUGAGUUAUUGUAUAAGGAUAUGAAUCAAGUCAGUUUUCCAAGUAUUGUGCAAUCAUCUUUAGGUUUGUAUUAGUUGAAUUAUGGAAUAUCUUUGGGCAUGUCUGAAUGAUGAAUGGUAACUUCUAGUGAUUUUCUUCUUCUUGUUUUCUGUUGUUGCUUUUGCUGCUACUUUGCUAGUCUUUUGCUUC